GGGAGCAUUUCAGCGUAUCUGUGAAGACAGAGUCCAUCCGUCGAUCACCAAUGUACGCACAGGGAGGGCAGCCAUCGCUCAGCCAUGAAAGUACGCACACUUCGACAGGCGGAGGGGGGCGGGGACGCAGCGGCAUCCAACACCUAUGCGUCAAUCGAAACCUGCCUGCCUGCCUGCCUGCCUCUCGUCUGGUCCGCAUGUGUGGUUGCUCAUUGCCAAAGAAAGAGUGUUGGCUGUCAGGAAAUAGAAAGAGGGAGUCCGAUGCCCAUACAAACAAAAUCACCUACGCUAGUAUACAUGCUCCAUACAAAGAAGCAACCCCAACUGAUCCAACCCUACCCCUGCGUCGCUCUCCAGCAUAGGGUAGGCCGCCCACUGCGCCGCAUUCGGUGCCAGCAGAGAGACAAACGUCCAUGUGCCUGUGAGGCAGCCCUUCCCAUUCUCACCUUGAAGUCACUGUCCAUUGCACGCAACCGCUUCACGCACCGAUAAAGCUGUUCAUGGGGCUCUUGAAGGUCUGUGCUGUGACUGUGUUGCUCUUGGUCGCCUCCCGACCAGAGUGAAUCUGCCACACAAAGUGAACGCAGACAGGCGGCCGCUGCUUGUACCCAUUCACGCGCAGAUGUGUCUCUACCUGGUCGUUGAACAACGAGGACGCCCCUGCCGACGGACUGGCUCUGGUCUGUUCGCCACGAAAAGGGAGUUGUCGAAGUUGACCUCUCCGUCAGCUCAAACUGAAUGGGCGACCUUAUCGGCCACCGUGAUGACAACUUCCGUGACAUUUUCUCGGUCGACUCCUGCCUUCACAGCUUGUAGAUGACGAGAAUGGAGUUGUCGUUGAUCCACUGAGAGCCCAGCUGGGCGGCGCGCCACCCACAUUGGCAAACUCUAGCGCCUGAGGCGCGGCCGCUAUCACGAUGUGCUUCCCAUAGGACCCAGCCUGCCAAAUCUCCCUCACCUGCAGUGACCCCUUGCGAAGGAGGCUGUGUCCAGCUGUUCGAGAGGAGGAAAACGGAGAAGGAAGGGUCGAGG
Vitrella brassicaformis is the source of this 1032-nucleotide messenger RNA. The record is from the annotation of a GenBank genome assembly. Lineage: Eukaryota; Vitrellaceae.